UAAGUGCAGAAUCUAACUUUCUUUGUGGUAAAAACUCGCGGGUCAUUGAUGGUAUUAGAAAUAGAGCAGUAUUAGGGCUUCUUGUAUCAUAAUUUGUCUAAGUAGCCAUCUGAAUGAUAAUAAAAAUGUAUGUUUCUUACAGGCUAACAUAAUAGUCAUUUAUACUGUGAUUAUACUAGUUUACAGUUUAAUGUGUAAAAAUAAGAAAUGGAUGAUGAUUUAGAGUAUUUAAUCACAUUCCCUACACCAAGACCCUACAUUGAUGAUCUGAAUAGAAAGUUUUCCCCUGAGGAUGCAGUGCCAACUAAAUCAGUUCCUCAUUCUAUCAAGGAAAGAGAUGUUUCAAUCCAGUUUUCAUCCUGUACGUCUGAGAAUGAUGAUUUGGACCUUUCUGAUCUGCUCCCAGGUGGUGUCAACAAACAACCUGUGAUUCUAAUGCUAGGAUGGUUUGGAGCUCAAGAUGAAUACCUUGCUAAAUAUGCUAGCCUCUAUACAGCUAGAGGGUGCAUAUGCCUUCGCUACACUGCACCACCGUGUUGCCAAUUUUUCCUGUGCCCCGGCUCAUACAUGGAGCCCAUUGCUGAAAAACUCAUCGCAGUUUUGAAGGAAAUGGACCUUCACACUCACCCUCUAAUUUGUCAUAUAUUUAGUAAUCAUGGGGCCACAUUAUACUAUUUCUUCAGCAAAGUGCUGGACAUUUCCAACUCUGAGGCAGAAGAAGAAAAGAAGCCAGCAAUUAACCUCAUUGGAUGUGUUUUCGACAGCUGCCCUGCCCCACGGAGGGUGUGGUCGGGAACAUGCGCCGUGUACCACGCGGUGAGGGGUCCGGUGUGGCUGCGUAUCUUGGCGGCGGUGGGCGCGUGGGUUGUGUUCCUCGGGUGGGGCGCCGCCAGGAGGGUCUGGGCCCUCUGUACCAGGGCCCCGUCCCAUUGUCUCCCCUGGGCCCUAGUCCAGGAGCCCCGGCGAGUGCCUCAGCUCUUUCUGUACUCCGACGCUGACUCACUUAUCAGGGCUGAUGACGUCACGCGCUUCUGGCAGCACAGGAAGAAGCUCGGCGUGCCGGUCUACACCAAGCGCUGGCCGCACUCUGCUCAUGUCCAGCAUUAUAGGCAGUAUCCUGAGGAAUAUUCGCGCACGGUGUUUCGUUUCGUGUGCGAGUGUCUGGCUCCGAGCACCGCGUCCUGCUCGACUCCUGCGCUACGAAGCCAAUUACUCUCUUAACCCUUAAGGCUUUAACCGUUUGUCUGCACGAAGGAAAAAGGGUUGUCCUUAGCCCUUUCUUUACAUAGAGAGCAAAGGGUUUGUUUCUAUCACUUUACCCCAAAGGAAAGGGUUCGUCUUCAACCCUUUCUUUUCACUGACGGCAUAGGGUUUGUCAAUGAUUUUCGGACCUACUGACUUGGUAACGAAAGGAUUCAACAAAGGAUUAACCUUUUGUGUACGGAUGCAUUACCCGUCCUCAAUGCUAUUCGUGCCUAAAAGCCAUGGUAACGAGAGUUACCCUCAUUAGACAUAUGUUAAGCUGAGCUAUUCACUAAAAUAGACUAGAAUGCAGGAGCGGAUCUUUCGUGUGCCUUCUUAUAGUAUAGAUUUGUCGGAAAUAAUCGUAUUCAUUUUACAAUAUUAAAUUCAUAAUAACUGUUCUUUUUUAGUCAAUGGAAGUACGGCAAUACAUUUUAUCUAUAAUGAAAAUAGGUCUAAAGCCAAUCAACAUUUAAAAAUUCUAAAGAAAACUACUACUAAUUAGGUUUAGACACCUUUACCCAUAUGGUCUAAACAGUGCUGCACUUUUUGCUGGUGUGGGUCAUUCUGAUCCAGUUUGGUUCGGCAGAUUGGCGUAUCAGUGCUACGUUCGCUCUCCCCGUUCGUGCUGUUAGUAAGAAAGUGUGUCGCUAUUUGGACAAUAUGACCCUUUAAUUUUUCUGAGUUUGAAGUUCGUCUUGAAGCCUUGAAUUAGUACCGUUAUUACCAGCGUUGAAUUUUUAAUCCCUCAUGUCCUUCGACUUCGUUGUAUUUUAUUAUUAUAUAAUUUUUUGCCCUUUGUAUUAUAUAUUAUUUGGGUUAAAUAAUGUUCUGUUGCCACGACGAAGCUUUGCGGAAUGAGAGUUUAAUUCAAUAAACAAAAUAUAUUGUAUUGUAAAUUCAUUAAACAUACAAACUUCUGUAAAUAUUAAAGUGUGUGAAUUAUUAAUUUUAAAAUAUCAGAGCAAUGGAUGAAUUCUUCAAUUGUAUUUUGUUUAGUGAGUAUUAUGUAAUACAAUUAAAUAUUACUAAUUCAUCCUCAUUUGUAACGUUAACAAAUAAUACUGUUAUUAACUGAUCAUUUACGUUUGAAAAUCAUAAUCUUAACCGGAACGACGAUUAUUCUUAUAAAUUUAAUUAUUAUUAAUGUCGAGUAAGUAUUCGAAUGCUUAUACACAGAGGCUAUCCAAGCGCGUAUUCACAAUACCUACCGUACAUGAAUAGUUAACCGUAUGGAUAUUUAGGUCCUAAAAUUUAUUAAUUUAAUAUAUAUAUUUAGGUCCUAAACCGGGUCCUAAAAUUUUAUGAUAUUCUGAACAAAAAUACCGUUUCAGACACGACACAAAAAUAUAAUUCACUAUAUAAAAAAUAAAAUAACGUCACACAACAAAAAUUUUUCAGGUUAUAGCGAGUCUUAUCGGAGAAUUAGUUCUGGUUAGAACUUAUUUCCCUGUAAAUACGCGUAAUUAUACAUAACCAACAUUCUUCAUUACACAUCUAAUCAAAUGUAUGAAGUACACUAUUAAACAUAAAAAAGAAUGUGCUAUCGUUGAGUAUCACUUGAGUACGUUGUUAACAAGUGCAACAAAUGGCUUUGCUUCUCAUCAUUGAAUGCUCAAAAAUCUUGCAAUUUACAACCAUUUCCCGAGAUUUUGUUUAACUGGUGUAAAUUUCACAUUUUUGGUCCCUUAUCUUAAUUAAUUAAAUAAAAGUCAGAUCAACAUCAAAGUCGUAGCAAUUCUGUGGUGUAAGUAUAAUUUUUACAAAUUUAUUUAAAUUCACUUAAGAGCAUUACGAAGGAAUCGGUAAAUUGAUAUUUUUGCCAUAGCACCACUGGACAAUGAUUUAACAGUUCAUGACCAAAGGCAGGAUGAAAAAAUUAUCAUUGAACAUGGAAAAAUAGAAAACUGCUUCUGAAUUUCAUGGCUUACGUCCAAAAAUGUAUUAAUUAUAGCAGAUUAGGUGAAGAAAGUGGUACAUAUUUUUUAUGGAGACGCUGACGUGAGAAAAACAACUCUGCCUUAUUGAAUUAUAACUUAAUUGUAGAAUUAACCUUAUUUAAAAAUAGGAGGUACUAUAUUCAAGAUUUCAUCAAUUUUUUGGCAAGUUGCACCAGAACUCUAGACGUCGUACUCCUU
Messenger RNA from Hyalella azteca, 3380 nucleotides. Its product is annotated as transmembrane protein 53. Lineage: Eukaryota; Metazoa; Arthropoda; Malacostraca; Amphipoda; Hyalellidae. The coding region runs from base 208 to 1221 and encodes 337 amino acids. The transcript is spliced from 7 exons. The record is from RefSeq and is a predicted model, not a curated record.